AUGCAUAAAUCUCUCAUUGUAUCUAAAAUAUUAUCUAAUCCUUCUGUUAUACAAGAUUAUUAUAUUUUUCUUAAGUCUAAACUUACAUGUGAUAAAUCUCUACACAUAAAAGAACAAGAAAUAUUUUCUACAUUUUAUGCAGAAUAUUUUAAAAGACAGCAAACAGAUUAUCUUUUGAAUACAAAGAUAGAUUUGUAUAAUGACAGGAUAGAGCCAAUACACUUAAAUGUUAUAGAAAGUAAAGAUAAUAUAAAUAGAUAUAUUUCUAUUAUAUCAUCUAUAAGUGAUAUUAAAAUACCCACAGAUAUUUUAGAAAAGUAUCUCUUAUUUAUUAAAUUAACUAGAGAUAAAGAACAUGAUACAUUUCUUAAUAUUUUAGUGUACACGAUUCUUAAAAGUAAUAUAAGGAAUUUUAAAUCUAUUGUAACUUAUGUUAUAAAAUAUAGAAGAAGAAUAUUCAUAGCAUGUGAACAUAAGACAAUACAGAAUCAGUCAGAGAUAGAAUAUUAUAUAAAUGUAUUAAGUGUAGCACUAGAAUUUAUAGAGAGAAUGGAAUAUAAAGAUUUAAAUAUUACAAAAGAUGAAUAUGAGAAACUUAUAGGAAUAUAA
Messenger RNA from Vairimorpha ceranae, 609 nucleotides. RefSeq names its product ribosomal protein s5. The record is from RefSeq and is a predicted model, not a curated record. The transcript has a single exon. NCBI's taxonomy places the organism in Eukaryota, Fungi, Microsporidia, Nosematidae. Bases 1 to 609 code for a protein of 202 amino acids.